Motacilla alba alba is the source of this 8677-nucleotide messenger RNA. RefSeq names its product immunoglobulin superfamily member 10 (gene IGSF10). Gene Ontology annotation, molecular function: protein binding. The transcript is spliced from 7 exons. The coding region runs from base 564 to 8192 and encodes 2542 amino acids. The record is from RefSeq and is a predicted model, not a curated record. NCBI's taxonomy places the organism in Eukaryota, Metazoa, Chordata, Aves, Passeriformes, Motacillidae.
CAGGUGGGGACGCGCAGGUGGGGACGCGCGGCCGGUGCCGGUCCCGGUGCGGGUUUGUGCGAGGGAUGCGAAAUGAGUUAAUUUCGCUUGGAAUAGUUCCUGGCGGGGAAGGAGCUGACGUGUGGAGACGCCUCCGGGGGAUGAGCCGGCGGCGGGGUCGGGAACGCUCCGCAGAGCCGGGCCAGGUCCGCGCCGGGAAACACGCGGGGAGGCGCGGCGGGCACCGGCUGCAGCUGCCCCGGCGCUCCCGGCGGGACUCCGGCUUCUCCUGCGAGCGGCAGCUCCCGGCACGCCGCGCCGGGCAGGGGCACAGCGGGGCGGCCGUCAAAUGACAGCCUUUAGGUCGUGACACGGAUCCCUCGCUGAGGGGAAACCCGAGCGUUUGGGGGCUGGUUCGUGGGCGGGUUUUUCUUUCAAGUCGAGAAUUCUUUUUUGCUUAUGGCUUAACCCCGAGCGGCUGGGCUCGGCUGGCGCUGGAGCGCCCGCGUGUUCUGCUUCCCCUGCAGGAGCCCGUCCGCCCGCCGCCGCCGCUGGGGACGGCAGCGCAGGGAGAUCCCCGCAGGAUGGGGGCCCCGCGCAGGGAGCGGCCCCGCUGGCUGGGCACGCUCCUGGCCGCCUGCCUGGCCACCCUGCCGGCCGUCAGCGCCUGUCCCCGGCCCUGCGCCUGCCACGGCCCCGCCGAGCUCCACUGCACCUUCCGCUACUUCACCGCCGUGCCCCCGCGCAUCCCGCCGGACGUGCAGCGCAUCAACCUGGGCUACAACAGCCUGAGAAAACUCAGCCCCACGGACUUCGCUGGCCUGGAGAAACUGGAGUUACUGAUGCUGCACAGCAAUGAGAUCAGCACGAUCCCUGAGAAGGUGUUCAGUGAUUUACGUUCGCUGCAGGUCUUAAAAAUGAGUUACAACAAGGUCAGAGUGCUUCAGCAGGAUGUAUUUUAUGGCCUGAACAGCUUGGUGCGGCUGCAUAUGGACCACAAUCAAAUUGAAUUUGUGAAUCCCAAUGUUUUCUAUGGACUCACUUCCUUGAGGUUGGUCCACCUGGAUGGAAAUUUACUUCAGCAGCUGCAUCCAGACACUUUUGUCACCUUGCGCUACAGCCAGGUAUUCAGAAUAUCCUUCCUGAAGCACAUCUCUCUGUCUGACAACGGGCUGACUUCACUUCCACAGGAGAUGUUUUCCUACAUGUCAGAGCUGGAGAGCAUUUACCUCCACGGAAACCCCUGGUCCUGUGACUGCAGCCUGCAGGGGUUGGCAGGGUGGGCACAGGAGAGACCAGAUGUUAUAAAGUGCAGAAAAGAGAGAAGCUCUGGUGUCCAGCAAUGCCCAGUCUGUGCUAGACCCAAAACUCAUAAUGGGAGAAGUUUAGUGGAUCUCCCCCCUGCAUCUUUCAGCUGCACCAAGCCAGUCAUCCAUGACUCCCUGAAAUCCAGAAACCUCACUGUGCCAGAUGAUGGGGAUUUCAGUUUCGUGUCUCCCAAGGACUUGAUAGCCCCGAUAGGAUCUGUGGUUUUGAAUAUGACUGACCAAGCAGGAAAUCGGGGCAACUUGGUUUGCAAUGUCCAGAGGCCUGAAGAAAUGUCACCCAUCUCAUUUGAGAAAAAUGGCCCCAGUAGAGUGCUCAAAACCUCGUUCUCAACAUCCCUGGUGUGUGGCAUUGAUUCUGGACACAUCCAGCAGCUGUGGAGCAUCCUGGCACUGUACAGCAGCUCUCCUUUGAAGCUGGAGCAAACCGCGAGGACAGGCGACGAGCCUGCUGUUAGCUGCAGAUACAAGCAGAUCCACAGUGAGAGAGACGAGCUCUUCACCAGCGUCGAGGCUGAGCUGCGGGCCGAGCCAGCGUGGCUGAUGCAGAGCCAGGUGUCCCUGCAGCUGGACAGGACAGCCACCACGCUCAGCACGCUGCACGUCCGCUACGCCACCGCGGCCCAGCUGGCUCUGCCCGGCCACGACAGGGAGCAGGGCAGACACGCCUGGGCCAUCAUUGCCAGGGACAACGGCACCCAAACGGAGCACACCGUGCUGGUGGGGGGCACCGUGGAGCUGGGGUGCCAGGCAGCUGGGCAGCCAGCUCCUGCGCUGGAGUGGGUGUUGGCCGAUGGCAGCAAAGUGCCAGCCCCGCACAUCAGCGAGGAUGGCAGGAUCGCGGUCCUCAAAAGCGGGGUGCUGACGCUGAGGACCGCUGACGUGUUCGACUCGGGGCUCUAUCACUGCAUCAGCACCAACCACGAGGACGCUGAUGUGCUCACCUUCCGGAUCACGGUGGUGGAUCCUCACGUGGAGAGCAGCGGAGCCAACGGAGCCCGGCUGGUGGCUGCUCUCGGCAGCACGCUCCACCUCCCCUGCACAUCCACGGCUGCCCCCGACGCUGCCGUCACCUGGGUGCUGCCUGGGCACACGAUUCUCCGCCAGUCUGCUGGAAACAAGCACAUUUUUGCCAAUGGCACCUUGAGAAUACAAGGGCUGACGCUGCGGGAUGUGGGCUACUUCCGAUGCGUGGCAGCCAACCGCUACGGUGCCGAUCUUUUGGUUCUCCAGGUGCUGCUGGGGCAGGAUGAAACUGCUCCGAAGGAAAAGCACGGGGCUCUGGGAGACUGGGAAGAAGGCUCUGGCGAUGAGCUGCUGCGCUCUGCUGCAGCGCAGACACAGCCCUCAGGCACCCCAGGAGCCCUGAGAGCGCGGGGGGAACCUGCUGCCGCAGCAGCCGGCAGCCAGGGCGCACGGAGCGCGCCUCAGAGGAACAGCCACGGGAAAACACCCCGCUGGCCGGGAGACAGAACAGCCCGGCGCCUCAGGGGACACAGGAGACAGUUUGUUUCCUCAGGCAGGAGAGCUGAUCCACAGCGCUGGGCAGCCUUGCUGGAGAAAACAAAGAGGAACUCGACAGUGGCCGACAAACGAGGAGGAGCUGCUGCAGAACCACCCAUUCAGGUCCCUAAGCUCUCAGAGGUACCUGAGGAUGAGGAGGAGACAUCUGGUGAUCUCGUCUCUCCAGAAGAAGAAUUCCUGAUGCCAGCAACAGAGAGAUCCCCAGUGUCUGCUCUGGGCAGAGCAACAGAACUCACGAUCACUGCAGGGCCCAAGGAGACCGCGAGUCCCCCUCCUGCCCGGAGCACCUCCCUCCUGCUCACAGAGCCUCCAGCUCCCCUACCCUCGCCUCUUCCACGCUCUGCGGCACCUGCCAACAAAAGGCUGCAAACACUUCCAAGACCUACAGACUCGUGGGAAAGAUCUGAUUUGAGUCAAAUGCCAGCAAAUGGUGUAAAACAGCCAACUGUACCCGGUGGAACAGCCUCACUCUUCCCUGCUGGGCAAAAGUCAAUAUAUUCUGGGGAAAGUAGUAAUCAGCAUCUAAAGUCUGCGUCCGUGACACCCACGGCAGAAGCUACAGGCACCAGCAAGGCUGGAACUCCCCCAGACACAGCAGACAAGUCACGUAUUUUUCCUGAGUCUACUGGUGAUGGCUCCACCAAAACAGGUCACCAGGUUCCUGUGGUGGCAGUCAAUGCAGCGAGCUCUGAAUUUGGCCCCAUUUAUUUUCACAGUACUCAGAAAGGAGGAACCCCUAACCCACCACUGGCCUCGCCUUUUGCUACUGGUCAGCAAAUUCAGGUUAUCCAGGGCGCUCCAACUCACCCAGCCCAGCUCCAGCAGCACUAUGGAAGACGAAGGAAAGUUUCUGGUCGCAGGCGAAUUGUUAGACCAGGGCGUAUCCCAGGUAUGAAAGAGCCCCGAGACAAUUCUGGGAGGCCAGGGUCUGCCAGAGCAGGUGCAGCUGUGGCUGCAGGUGUUCAACUGAACAUGAGCUAUGCAUCAAAUGUACCAAGCUUAAAUAACUCCAGCAGCUCCAUCAAUCCAUUUAGCCCAGGAACACCCCAGUCUUUGCCCUCCACCAUGAAAAUGCCGUUGGAGCACCCCGUGGGUACCCGUCAAAACACAGCUUUCCUCAGGGAGGAGGGCAAGAAACAUGGUGCAAGGCCAAAAGCUGCUGCCACAGUGGUGUCUGUCGCUGCAGAGCACACUGCCACUACUGCAGCCAGUGGCUUGGGUGUGAUGGGCCUAAAGCCCACAGUUACACUUGUUACUACUCCUCGAACCAACACCAGAGCCACCAAAAGUAAAAUACCCAGAGUGGGCGGAAGGAGAGGUCAGAGGAGGAAGAGGCCUCCUAAAACACCUGCCCCAGAGCGUGGGGCUGCAGCCCGGAGCACUGCAGCCACCCCUGCAGUGAGCACAGGCACCCCUGCACAGAGCACUGCAGCCACCCCUGGAGUGAGCACAGCCACCCCUGCAGCCCAGAGCACUGCAGCCACCCCUGGAGUGAGCACAGCCACCCCUGCAGCAAGCACAGCCACCCCUGCAGCCCAGAGCACUGCAGCCACCCCUGGAGUGAGCACAGCUACCCCUGCAGCCCGGAGCACUGCAGCCUCCCCUGUAGCAAGCACAGCCACCCCCACGGUGACAGCUCCUACAUCAGCAGCUGUUCCUCCAGGCCCUGCACCUGCAAAACCUCUCCCUGGGAGCAUCAGUGCAGUCUCCAGGACCAGAGCACCAGCACUGGGGGUCCCUGACAGCCCCGAGGCACCGAGGCACAGGCCCACGGCAGCCACACAGUCAGCAGCAGCCCCGGGCACCUGGAGGGACACCCAGUCAGCAACGCCUCUGCCUGGCAGUGUGACUGCUCAGAGCCCCCCCACGGCACCCCAAACCACACCAGCCUGGCAGAGCAACACCCAGCUGGCCACCACAGCCGCUGCUAGUCCCGCCCAGACCCCCACCACGGGUGUCCAAACCUCUCCACGGCUGGGCGAGCCCCCCGGUGCCCCGCCUGCUGCAGCCAGUGCCCCGUCAGGGCCGGCACCUGCCCCGCACACCAGGGCCAGCGCCAGGGCCGGGGAAAAGCCCAGCCUGGACGUGGGCGAGGGAGCUGCCCAGGAGCAGCCGGCGGCGCAGCCCACGCUGCCCGCAGGAGCCGUGCCCAGCGCUCCCAGCGCUCCCAGCACCCAGCACCCCAUCCCACUGCCAGCCCCCACCGCAGCCCCCCCGAGAGCCUCCUGGCCCCCGCGGGGGCACGGCCAGCCCCAGCCCGGGCCGCCUCCCGCGGGCACGGACCGGGGCAGCGCGCUGCAGCCGCCACGGAGCGCACCGCCCUGCGCAGGGGACAGCGACAGCUCCGCCGGUGCCUGGCCUGAAAGGCGACAGCGUGAAGACACCACCACCCUCCCCAGUCCCACCACCUUCGGCUCUGCAAGCAGAAACCAUUUCUCCAAGCCCAGAAUAGUCGGAGGGAAAUUGGCUGCUUUCACUCUGCCGGCAAAUUCGGAUGCUUUUAUUCCGUGUGAAGCUACUGGGAACCCCCCUCCAACAAUACAGUGGACCAAGAUACCAACAGGGCGCGAUGCCGCGGACGGCGGUGCCGGCCGCUGGUCGGUGCUGCCCAACGGGACGCUGGCCAUCGCCCGGGCGGGGCUGCAGGACGGCGGGCAGUACCUGUGCACGGCGGCCAACGCGCUGGGCUCGGCCCGGCUGCUGGUCACGCUGGCCGUGCUGGCGCUCCCGCCCCGCAUCGCCCGCGGCCGCCCGCUGACCGCGCACUCCGGGAGCGCCGCGGCGCUGCCGUGCCGGGCCCGGGGCAGCCCCCCGCCCAGCAUCUCCUGGCUGCUGCCCGACGGCACCGAGCUCGGGCAGCGCCCCGCGGGCGGCGGCAGGGCGAGCGUGGGGCCGGACGGCACGCUGCUGCUCCGGGCCGUCACCGUGCGCGACAGGGGCGUCUACACCUGCCUGGCCAGGAACGCCGCGGGCACCGACACGCUGCCCCUCCGGCUGCAGGUGGUGGCGGCGCCUCCCGUCAUCCUGGAGGAGAAGAGGCAAAACGUGAUGGGAACGGCGGGGGAGAGCCUGAGCCUGCCGUGCACGGCGCAGGGCCAGCCCCAGCCCGGCGUGCACUGGGUGCUGCCCGCCGGCGCGGUGCUGCAGCCCCUGCAGCUGCGGCACGCCCGGCUCUUCGUGUUCUCCAACGGCACGCUGCACCUGGGCGCCACGGCCCCCGCCGACAGCGGCACCUACGAGUGCAUCGCCACCAGCUCCACGGGCUCGGACAGGAGGGUGGUCAGCCUCGUGGUGCAGCGCAGAGACACGCUGCCGAAAAUUGCCGUGGCCUCUCGAGAACUGACCCGGCUGGACUUUGGGGAGAGGUUGCUUCUGAACUGUACCGCAAGCGGGGAGCCCAAGCCCAGGAUCAUCUGGAGGUUGCCCUCCAAGGCUGUUGUGGACCAGUGGCACAGAAUGGGAAGUCGGAUCCAUGUCUACCCCAAUGGAUCCUUGGCUAUUGAGGCAGUUACAGAAAAGGAUGCGGGUGAUUACCUGUGCGUCGCCAGAAACAGAAUUGGGGAUGAUGUGAUACUGAUGAAAGUCAGCAUCGCAAUGAAGCCGGCCAAGAUUGACCACAAACAGCAGUUCAAGAAGCUGGUGCCCUAUGGGAAGGAUUUCAGAGUGGACUGCAAGGCCUCGGGGUCGCCCACACCAGAAAUAUCCUGGGGCCUGCCAGACGGGACGGUGGUGAACAACGCGAUGCUGGCAGAUGACAGCGGGCACCGGGCUCGCCGGUACGUCCUCUUCGACAAUGGCACUCUGCACCUCAGCAAAGCUGGAGUGGCAGAAGGAGGAGACUACACGUGCUACGCCCAGAACACUCUGGGGAGGGACGAGAUGAAGAUCCACGUCACGGUCGUUGUGGCAGCCCCUCAAAUAAAGCACAACUACAGGACACACGUGGCAGUGACAGCUGGAGACACAGCCCUGCUGGACUGUGAGGCUGCCGGAGAGCCCAGGGCACAGAUAUUCUGGUUGCUGCCCUCCGGCGAGACCAUCUCCUCGUCCACAGACAGGCACUCCCUGCACGCCAACGGCUCGCUCUCCGUCAGCCAGGCCAGCCUGCUGGAUGCUGGGCAGUACCUGUGCGUGGCUCGGAACCCCGGCGGGGACGACAGCAAGCUGUACAAGCUGGAGGUGGCUGCUAAACCCCCCACCAUAAACGGUUUGUACAGGAACAAAACGAUCAUGAAGGUGACGGCAGUGAGGCACUCCAAGAAACACAUCGACUGCCGGGCAGAAGGGACGCCUCCUCCUCAGAUUAUGUGGAUCAUGCCUGAUAACAUUUUGCUGACAGCCCCAUAUUACGGGAGCAGGAUUGUGGUGCACAAAAACGGCACACUUGAGAUUCGGAACAUCAGGCCCUCAGACACAGCAGAUUUUAUCUGUGUGGCACGAAACGAUGGGGGAGAGACCGUGCUGGUGGUGCAGCUGGAAGUCACAGAAAUGCUACGGAGACCAACGUUCAGAAACCCUUUCAACGAAAAAAUAAUAGCAAAACCUGGGAAAACGAUCACACUGAACUGUUCUGUGGAUGGAAACCCUCCCCCGGAUGUCAGCUGGAUGCUGCCCAAUGGCACGUGGUUUUCCAGCAGCAUCAGGACACCCCAGUUUUCCACGGGAAGCAACGGCACCCUGACCAUCCACAGCCCCGAGAGCCGGCACGCCGGGCGCUACCGCUGCGCUGCGCGGAACCAGGUCGGCUACAUCGAAAAGCUGCUGGUCCUGGAGGUCGCCCGGAAGCCCAAGAUCCUCAGCCGCCCUGCCGGGCUGGUGACGGGGGUCAGCGGGGAGCCUUUGUCCCUGCACUGCCUGGCCGAGGGCAGCCCCAGGCCCAGGCUGGCGUGGACGCUGCCCGGGGGCCGCGUGCUGCAGCGGCCGCAGCUCAGCGGGAGGCACCUGCUGCUGGAGAACGGCACCUUGGUCAUCCGGGCAGCCUUGGCCCACGACGCAGGCGAGUACCUGUGCAGGGCCCACAACGACGCCGGAGACUCCUCCCUCACCGUUCCCGUCGUGGUCGCAGCCCACGCCCCGCGGAUCGUGGGCAGACCCCCCCCGGCCAUCCACACCAUGCCCGGGGCAGCGGUUCAGCUCCACUGCGUCGUGCUGGGCCUCCCAAAACCAGAAAUUACCUGGGAGUUACCUGACCGCUCCGUGCUCUCCACAGCUCGCCCGGGCCGGGGCUCUGGGGGCCAGCUGCUCCACCCCACGGGGACCCUGCUCCUGCAGAACCCCCGAGCCUCCAGCUCGGGCACGUACAGGUGCACAGCCAGGAACGGCCUGGGCACUGACACUGCAGCCACCUACGUCCACGUCAUCUGAGCCAGAAACGCUGCAGGAACGGUGGGGAGCACAGGCUGCAGCCAGCUGGGCUCACCCCUGCAAUGGCUCCAGUCAAAGGCAGCCACUAGCCCGUGAGUGCCUGGGCACAUCACAGCAUUCAGCCCGCAGCCACUGGGCAGAAGGAGAGAGGAAAGGGAAAUUAGCUCUAGCGUUAUUUGCUAGCGUUGGUUGUCUCCAUGUUCAGGGGAUCUAAAUGAAAGCAAAAUUAAGGCACCUCUGCUCUGCGAAGUAAUGGCAAACAGUGACUAUCAAACGUGGUAACUUUCUGGAGUUGUGCCCAGAGGGCUCUGGCAUGGACACAGUUUGGCAUCAGUUCAACACUGCCCACCUUGUAUGACUGUCACAAGCACGGAUCAGAGAGGGCAAGGACACCUGGGAACCGAGGAGCAGGUUUAUUGGGAUGCAGAUUACCUUCUUCAUGUUUUUAAUGUUUACUAUGUUCUUAAAAUAAAUAUUCAAUGAUG